AUGAAAGUUUGGACUUUUCUUCCUUGGCUCUCUUGCCUUGUUAUACUCGUCCUGUGUGUUGGAUCCGAGUGCGGGACUGUCUGGAGAAAGGGGCGAUCCAAAAGGGAGUUGGUGAGACUGAGGGAAGCCAAAGCGACCUUCCCAGGGGCUUGUGCCACACGGCUGCCUCGGGGCAAGCGCUCUUUGCCCGGCUUGGAUCGGCGACUGCCCCGCCAGCGUCGUCGCUCCUCCCAAGCGGAGGAGAGCGGCUCAGGACGGGGUAAAGCAGUUUAUUUUACCGGCAGAGGAGACCAGCUGAGGUUAAAGCCGGGAGUGGAGAUCCCGCGAGGGAAUUUUACUCUUGAGAUGUGGGUCAAACCGGAGGGUGGUCAGCGCUCACCCACCGUGAUUGCAGGUCUAUUUGACAAGUGCUUCUACGCCUCCAGUGACCGCGGCUGGCUCCUGGGUAUCAAGGCCGUGAGUGAGCAGGGAAACCGAGACCCACGGUUCUUCUUUUCGCUCAAGACAGAUCGCGCCCAUAAGGUUACCUCCAUCCACUCCAACGCCCGAUACUUACCAGGCCACUGGUCACACGUGGCCGUCACCUACGAUGGCCUUUACAUGAAGCUGUUUGUCAAUGGUGCUCAGACAGCUGUUAGCCGUGAACAAUCAGGUGAUGUCUUCAGUCCACUUACUAAAAAGUGCAAGGUGCUGAUGAUUGGUGGGAAUGCCUUGAACCAUAACUACCGGGGUGCUGUGGAGCGUCUCAGCCUUUGGCGGCAAGCCCUUUCUCAGCGGCAGAUUGUAAGAGACAUGCAUGGUCAUGAGGACCCACGAGACUUUGCUUCCGCCGAGCUGGUCAUCCGUGAGAAUUUCGAACACCCGAUGCGAAAGUGGCUGACGGUGAAAGAUGGCAGCGUUCCGCAGCCUGAUGAGGGUUCGAGGGCAGGCCUGGGCUCCCUGGACACUACCCUUGAACCACCGGCUUGCGGUCAGACAGUUUGCGACAACGUAGAGGUUGUGCGCAACUACAACUGGUUCUGGAGUUUCCGCCGACCCAAGACGGUGCGGUAUCGAGUGGUGAACGUGUACGAUGACGCACGCCGCCGUCCCACCGUCACUGAACAGCAGAUCUACCUGCAGCACCAGCACCUGAACGAGGCCUUCAGCAUGUACAACAUCACAUGGGAACUCACUGUGCACAACGUCACCAACUCCACAUUACGCAAUCGACUGGUGCUGGCCAACUGCGACAUCAGCAAGGUGGGUGAUGAGGACUGCGACCCUGAGUGUAACCACACGCUGACAGGCUUUGAUGCCGGCUACUGCAAGCCCCGCACCCGUUGCCCUGAACACAAACAAGGCAAUGGUGUCUGUGACCCUGAAUGUAACUGGGAAAAUUACAGCUAUGACAACGGAGACUGCUGCAACCCCAACAUCACCGAUGUGACUAAAACCUGCUUCAACCCUGCCUCACACCUGAGGGCCUAUCUGGACGUGAAGGAGCUGAAAGAGAUUCUGAAGUUGGAUGGCUCCACACACCUUAAUGUGUUCUUUGCCAAUUCUUCUGAUGAAGACCUGGCUGGAGUGGCCACUUGGCCAUGGGACAAAGAAGCCCUGACCCAUCUUGGCGGCAUUGUCCUGAACCCAUCUUUCUACGGUACAUUUGGACACACCCAUACCAUGAUCCAUGAGAUCGGUCACAGCUUGGGGCUGUACCACGUGUUCCGAGGCAUUUCAGAGAUUGAGUCAUGUAACGAUGCCUGUCUGGAGAUCGAACCAUCACUGGAGACAGGCGACCUGUGCGCCGACACCAACCCCACGCCCAAAUACAAACACUGCAGGGAUCCCGAACCGGGCAAUGAAACCUGUGGCUGCAACAAUUUUGCCAACACCCCCUUUAACAACUACAUGAGUUACACAGAUGAUGACUGCACUGACUCUUUCACCCUUAACCAAGUGGCUCGCAUGCACUGUUACCUGGAUCUCAUCUACCACACCUGGCAACCAGCGUACAAGCCCCCUCCCGUCCCCAUGGCCCCCCAAGUGGUGGAGCAGGGAGACAACACCCUCACCUUGGAGUGGUUCCCUCCGAUCUCUGGCCACUUCUACGACAGAGAAGUGGGAACAGUGUGUGAUAAAUGUACCGAGGGAGGUGUCCUCCUGCAGUAUGCCUCCAACUCCUCCUCGCCGCGGCCCUGCUCCCCCUCUGGACACUGGAGCCCCCGUGAGGCUGAGGGUCCUCCUGAUGUGGAGCAGGCAUGUGAGCCAAGCGUACGAACGUGGAGCCCUCACAAUGGCAUGGAGAUGGGCAUGGUGCCCCCGCCAUGCCCACUGCAGGGCUGCAUGCUCCAGCUGGAGUUUUCCCACCCCGUUGUUCCUGACUCCCUCACCGUCUGGGUCACCUUCUCCUCCCCCGAAGAGAUGGUGCUUCCUGCCAUCCACAACAUCUUGCUGCUGACAGUGAGCGGUAACAACCUGUCUCUGGGGCCCAGUAACGUCUUCUGUGAUACGCCACUCACCAUCAAGUUGGACGUAAAGGAGGAGGUGUAUGGGGUACAGUUCUUCACCAUGGAGCAGAACCUUGAGAUCGACGCGACACUGCUGGCAUCUAAGCCCAACUGCUCCCUCUGCCGAGACUGCCAGACACUACGUUACCGGCUAACACGCCAUCCGCCCUUCACCCAUACACCACAGGGCAUCAUUCUGAGUGACUCCGCACGCAGAUAUGUGGACAGGGACGUCCAUCCUGGUGGUAUUUACAUGUACCAGGUUCAAACGGUGUCCAGCUGGAGUGAAAGUGAACCCUCCCCUCCACUCACCCACCGCCUUGGAGCACCCUACUGUGGAAACGGCCGCAUUGAGAGGUCCCAUGGAGAAGAAUGUGAUGACCUGAACUCCAUGAACGGUGAUGGAUGUUCAAGCCAGUGCAGGAAGGAACCAUUCUUUAACUGCAUUGAUGAGCCAAGCUUGUGUUAUUACUAUGAUGGUGAUGGAGUGUGUGAGGACUUUGAGCAGGAAACCAGUGUGAGAGACUGCGGACUGUACACUCCGGCCGGUUACUUGGACCAGUGGGCCACGGCCGUGGAGGUCUCCCAUGAGGAGCGUCUCUACUGCCCCGGUGAGGUCGCUGCUGGUUAUCCCGCCGUGACCAAGACCUGUCAAUCCAAAGUGUUUGACUUGUCGGACGGCGUUUCCCAGUAUGCCUGGUUUCCCUGUCAAGAGGCCCAGCGUUCAUCAUGGUAUCAGCAGUACUGGCUGAAGGCUUAUUUCUCACACCCCAUGGUGGCAGCCGCGGUUAUCGUCCACUUAGCGGCAGAUGGGACCAGCUUUGUUGACCAAACCCAGUGCAAUAUCACAGUACAGCUAGUGGACACAAAGGGAGGCAUACACAGUUUAGGUGAUUGGCGGCUGAGCUGUCGAACCAACCCACUAGUGAUCCCAGUCAGUCAUGACCUGAGCAUGGCCUUCUACCAUACCAAAGCCGUCCUACUCAUCUUCCGCUCCGAGUUUGUGGCCAUCUCUGGGGUGGGUCUGCGUUCCUUCCAGUUUUUUGACCCCAUCACUAUCAGCAGCUGUCAGAGCGAUGAGAUCUACAACCCCAUGGGUCAGAGUUGCGUUCAUUACUCCUGCGAAGCCAGUGACUGUCAGGAGUUGCUGAUCCGCAAUGCAGUGGUGAGGUGCAGUGAAGGUGGAGGUGGCUUUUUUAACGGAGCACGCUGCACCGUCACCUGCCACAGCGGUUAUGUUCUCCAGAUCCACCGAGACGAUGACAUCAUCAAGAGCCAGGCCGGCUCCACCGUGACCAUCACAUGUGCCGACGGGAAGUGGAACAAGCAGGUGUCGUGUGAGCCAGUGGAUUGCGGCCUGCCAGACAAGUACCAUGUGCACCCAGCCAUUUUUGACUUCCCAGAGGGCACCACCUAUGGCAAAGUCAGUACUUUCCAAUGCAAGGAGCCUGCUCAGCUUGUUGGUACCAAUAACACAUUGACCUGUAUGGAGGAUGGGCUAUGGUCUUUUCCGGAAGCCCUGUGCGAGCUGCGGUGUCCGGCGCCUCCUCCCGUACCCAACGCCGUUCUCCAGACCAAACGAUGUAACGAGACGGGCCUCAAAGUCGGCUCACUGUGCAAGUAUAAGUGCAAGCCAGGAUAUCACGUCAGGAACAAACCCAAGAGGCGUGCUUUUAAGCGUCAGUGUACGGAGGAUGGCCGCUGGUUGGAGGGGGCAUGUGAGCCGGUGACGUGCGAAGCCCCACCACCGGUUUUCCACGGCACGUACCAGUGCACCGAUGGCUUCAGGUUUGACAGCACCUGCUGGAUAGACUGCUCAGGGGGUAACCACACGGAGAGACCAUUCACCCCCUGCAAACAGGGGCCGACCUCCAACGUGAUCCGAUGCAGGAAAGAUGGGAACUGGACUGGAUCUUUCCGGAUCUGUCCUCACCUGAAAGGGCAGUGCGCUCUACCUCAGAACCUCCACCCCAGCAUACGAGUAAACUGCAGGAAAGGGCAUGGCAUAGGGGAGGAGUGCGAGCUGUCAUGUAGGGACAGCAACAACGAUGUGGUCAUUUUACCAAGUAACAUGACAGCCGGCAGCAUUCUGCGACAUCACUGGAUGAACCCUGACAAAGUCAAGAGCAUCGUCUGUACCAUGGGACUGAAGUGGUACCCCCGGCCUGAAGAGCUGCACUGCAUAAAAGGCUGUGAGCCGUUUAUUGGAGAUAAUUACUGCGAUGCUAUCAAUAACCGAGCCUAUUGCAACUACGAUGGAGGUGACUGCUGCCACUCCACAGUCAAGACCAAGAAGGUGAUUCCGUUUCCGAUGUCGUGCGAUAUUCGGAAAGAAUGUGCGUGCCUGGACCCCAACGCGCCAGAAAACAAGAGGGGGGAUCACCUACCGUCGCUUGGCUGA
Molecule: messenger RNA, 4890 nt
Organism: Chanos chanos (milkfish)
Lineage: Eukaryota; Metazoa; Chordata; Actinopteri; Gonorynchiformes; Chanidae
Gene: pappaa
Product: pregnancy-associated plasma protein A, pappalysin 1a
Exons: 23
Coding region: 1-4890 (1629 amino acids)
Biological process (GO): cell surface receptor signaling pathway; proteolysis
Molecular function (GO): protein binding; metalloendopeptidase activity
Source: RefSeq, a predicted model, not a curated record